Molecule: messenger RNA, 831 nt
Organism: Cladocopium goreaui
Lineage: Eukaryota; Dinophyceae; Suessiales; Symbiodiniaceae
Source: the annotation of a GenBank genome assembly
CGACACGCAUCAGCCGCUUGAAGCCCGACGUGGCACGUCGCCCUGCGGGCGGGCCAUGGCGUGCUGCCGUCCUUCUCGCCCAGCGGAGGAGCCAGUUGGUUCCCAAAGAGCGCUUUCGGGCCGACGGCAGGUGCCUCGGGCGUUAUGCCUCAUUACGCUUUGUAGUUGCAUCCUCCUACGGAGAAGUGACUCCUGCUUUGCUACUAGGGCUGGUGCCACGGCCCGAGCCGCGACGGCCGCAACGACGCUUCGAGCGGCCACGCCAGCAUCGAUCACAAUCUCCCAGAAGAUGAGUGAGUUGGAUGAGCGUGUGAAAGCCGUCGAGAAGCCGGAGGAGGAAAUGUACUGGAGGGUGUUGGCUUACUGCACUGCAUGCAGAACACCUUGGUGCAAAUUGCCUUGGCGAAAACAUACCUGCCUCAAGGGUGACGCCAAGGCUGAAGGAACUCGGGGCACGCGUUGUGAUAUGUCCUGGGAAGCGUAUACUGACAUCCUGACGAAGUCCGUGCCGUUGAUCUCCCACAAAAAGGCCCAGAUCCUGACCAGGGAGUGCUGGCGGCAAGGGGAUGCUGACCCCAGCGGCAUUGGGGUAGUCACCGUGUGUAUCGUGCCCAAGGUCGCAGCCGAGGAGUACGGCGCAAGCCUGGGGCGAAAUGGAAUUCAAGCCAGCGUCGUGCCUGACAGCUUCUACAAGGGCCCGAAGAAUGACACGUGAUGACGGCUAUGGCCACUCGGCAUCAAGCUUCAUAUUGAACAAAGGGUGGCGUGGUGAGCUUGAACAAAAUCCGUAGCCCCAGGCAUAACGAAGAACAUUAGGCAAAGAAUGCAAAA